UACUUCAGUCUCUCGGCAACACUUCACUUGACAUCACAUCAUCACACGCCUGCUAGCUAGCUUGCACUGAACUACUGUACUGUAGCUAAAUGACGAUUCUGACAAGUUUAUUCGUAGAAUUGUAACUUUUGAAUUAGUUACAAAUGUAUAAUUCGCAUAUUGCUCAGUUAUAAGUGUUAGCUAACAUUUAGUAUACUACUUGAUUACAGUAGUCCUAAGUGGAGCUUGUCAACAACCUAGCUCUUGAAAACCACCAUUGAAAACCAUAUUGUGGAGAUUGCCGUUUGUUGUGGUCUCAAACAUACGGUUUUGUGUCAUCACAUUUACUCUAACUGUCCGGGAGUUUAGGUAAAAACGACUAUUUCAGGCGAGUCGGUAAAAGGUAAGACAGCUAGCUGUAUAGGCGCAUAACGAGGCCGUGUGCUAAUCCAGCAACAUGCCUACCACUACGUCAUACAUAUCUGCUCGGUAAAUAUUGCGUUGAGUCUAUUGAAUAUGUUCUGUAGUGUUGCCGCCUGUCAAGGGGCUUUUCCUUGUGAAAAAAGGGAACUAUAUAUUCCGCUUUCUGUUUCAGUCAUACGAUAAAGCAUUUCAAGAGGCAUUGUAGGCUCACAAUAAUGGAGCACACGGGUUGUGUGAACCUUUGUAGUCUCACUAGCACUCUACCGGUGAUCCCCUAUCAAAAGCUGACGGACUUGCACUAUCUUAGCAAAGGUGGGUUCGGAACCGUUUUCAAGGCACAACAUUCUGACUGGCGGACAACCGUAGCAAUUAAGUGCUUGAAGUUGGAUUCUCCCGUUGGCGAAAGGGAGAGGAAUUGCUUGCUGAAGGAAGCAGAGGUGCUCCAUAAGGCCCGUUUCAACUACAUCAUCCAGAUAUUUGGCGUCUGCAAUGAGCCAGAAUUCUUCUGCAUUGUCACAGAGUACAUGAUCAAUGGCUCCCUAGACCAGCUGCUUCAUGAGAAAAGCCUGUAUCCCCUUCUUGCCUGGCCUCUGAGACUGCAGAUACUGUAUGAGAUCGCCCUGGGGGUCAACUUCCUACACAACAUGACCCCACCUCUCUUGCACCACGACCUGAAGACGCAAAAUAUCCUCUUGGAUGGGGAGUUUCACGUCAAGAUUGCAGACUUUGGCCUCUCCAAGUGGCGCCAGCUGUCCAUCAGUAAGUGCUCCGGGUCCAAGCCCCCAGAGAUGGGCGGCACCGUGAUCUACAUGCCCCCCGAGAGUUACGAACCCUCCCGGAGUCGACGGGCUGAUGUCAAGCACGACAUGUACAGUUAUGCAAUCAUCAUGUGGGAGGUGCUGUCUAGGCGAAUACCAUUUGAAGAGGCCACCAACCCCAUGCAGAUCAUGUUCAGUGUUCUGCGAGGCUCACGUCCGGACACGGGGCUGGACUACCUGCCAGGGGACAUCCCCAGCAGGGACACCCUCAUCAACCUCCUGACCUGCGGCUGGUCCGCUAACCCAGACGAGCGGCCCUCCUUCCUCCAGUGCCUGAUUGACCUGGAGCCCAUGCUGAGGAGGUUUGAUGAGGUCAGUGUGCUGGAGGCCGUCCUGGAGGUCAAGAGGUCAAAGGAGAGUUCCACCUCUGGGUCAGGGUCCUGCUCCUCCCAGGAGGCCAACAUGUCCCAGCCCAGGUGUCUCACCAGCAGCAAUGCCCUGCCUUCCAAAGACAUGUCCCCAUCCUCGUUCAUGCCUGUCCCCCUGGAGCACCCCCAGCCUCUGAAGGACCACAGCUUGGACAACAAACUCAGCAACUACUCCCAGAGUGCCCGGCCCAUGAACAACUUCAACAUCCCCCUCCAACCCGGCCUGCCCGUCAACGAGUGUGAGACCCAUCUGGAUAACCUAACCCUCACGCCCCAGGGAAAGCCCCAGCCUCAAGACGCUUCUCCCCCAUCAGACCCCCCCGCCCCCACGCUGGGUCCCCUCGUCGCCUGGCUGGCAGCGCAGCGGGAGGAGAUAGUGCUGCAGAUGACGGAGGCGUGCCUGAACCAGAGCCUGGACGCCCUGCUGGCCCGCUCGCUGCUGAUGCGCGAGGACUACGAGCUGGUGGUGAACCGGCCCACCCGCACCGCCAAGGUGCGCCAGCUGCUGGACACGUGCCACCGUCGCUGUGAGGAGUUCUGCCGCGUGGUCAUCCGCAAGCUGCAGGAGAACAUGCAGCUGGGCCUGAAGCCAUACCCCUCGGAACUCUUCUCGCCCACGGCCGCGGCGCAGCCCACCGCCCCGCCGUGCCAGUACGCCAAGAACACGUUCUAGGGUUGGCCCACACGCAAGCACAGAGACCAGUGUGUGUGUGUGUGUGUGUGUGUGUGUGUGUGUGCGCUCUGCGAGUCAGUUUGGGGUUGACUCGGAGCUCAAGACAUGAGCUCAUGUGGGAGGGUCGGACCUAAUUGUGGUCGCCACGGCAACUGCCUGUCCCCUUUGCUGUGGAUCCUGCUGUGUGGGUAUAGUGGAUGGUGAACCCAUCCACUGCCUAAAAGGAUGAGGAUAGAUAGAUAGACAGGCUGGUUUGACCAUGUCGUGUUGACUGAGAUAGCCGACGAGCAUGGCUGAAGCAUUCCUUCAUUUUUUGAUAUAGUAGAUUAGGUCACAGUCCUUCAGUGUGUUUGAAAUGAUGUCUCACCAUGAUUUAGAUCCAUGAGAAUUUGGUCUUCAAUAAAUUAGGCUACUAGGUCACUUUACCAUAUCUAUCUUAUCUGCUCUGAAAAGCAUGUUUGAGGGAGAUUUGUUUGAUUAAGUAUUUUUGGGGCUCUCAGUCAUUUAAUAAUAUACUGGGAUGUUGCCUCCAAUGUAUAAAUAUACUCAAUGGAUUUGAGUGUACUAGAUGUAGCUUAGGACUGUCUUGGCUGUCUUGGUUUUCUUCAAGUUCAUGUCCACAAAAUAAGUUAAACUCUGUACUGUUAGCAGCAUUGAUGAUGCGAUGGUAAAAAAAAAACAGGCAACGGAACUCAAAUAUUUACAUUUAGAAUGUAUCUGUUGUUGGGUAUACAAAGCAGUUUAUGUAGCUCCAUCCAGAGUGUAGCAUUUCUUCUAAAUGUUGUGGAUUGUGUUGCAGACAUGUUCUUCUACCAGAGGGUGAGGUCAUAGUUGUAUAUGCAUGUGUACUGUAUCUGUUGUUGGCCUUGUGAGCUUCUCUGGCUACACAUGGAAUGGAAUGGACUGGGCUUCAAGCUAAAACUUGGAGCUAAAUAUAGGACCUUGUGGUGCUCCUCAUAGUAACCUGCUCCAAUAGAAAGCUUUGAUUGUCUAUUUUGAUAUUGUCUUCUGCAACUCAUCUGAUGCGAGUGCAUUUGAGUUUUGAUUCGUACAAGGUCUGUACUCCUCACUGGUUUGCCGUAGUUAGUUCUACAGACAAACUACAAGCAGGAUGAGCUAUUCUGGCUAUAAAGUCUGUUCCAGUACCUUCCAUCAGCUGUGGAGGACUUCAGCUGUGUUCCUCGAUCAUGACUGUUAUGAUGGCUCCCCCUGCCCGAGAAGACUACCGAUCUCUCUGCAAACCACACAUCCCUCUCCCUCACAGACCACACAUCCCUCUCCCUCACAGACCACACAUCCCUCUCCCUCACAGACCACACAUCCCUCUCCCUCACAGACCACACAUCCCUCUCCCUCACAGACCACACAUCCCUCUCCCUCACAGACCACACAUCCCUCUCCCUCACAGACCACACAUCCCUCUUCCUCAACUGCCAAAAACAAGCUGCACAGUAGUUUUCCUCCUGAAAAACGGUCCAUUCCGUUUACAGCCUCACACUGUCUCUCCAUUAGUGUUGUGUGCAUGCAGUGUCUCUGUGGAGAAAACCCAGUCAAAACUCCCACCAGAGCUAGGUGUUUUUUAAGAGGCCUUAUUGUCAUCACUGCACUUCCUCAAAUGGUCAUGAAUUAACAGUACUGGAGAACCAGGAGGUUUUAAUGACUCACAAUGAAUAGUUGUUUUCUCAAUUGUGACCCUAAAAUGACCACGAUUAGAUAGAUCUUUGACCUUUGCAUAAGAGGGUUUGACUAAAGCCUACAGAGAUCCAGAUUUUGUAUUAAUUCCAAAUUAUUAUUUUUUUGUUUCUUUGUACCUAUUAAAGUUUAAAUCCGCAAUGACUUCCUGUGGAGACUGGUGUGAUGUAGGGUGAGCUAGAAGGUUCAAAAUGCUUCCAAAUUCUUCUUGACAUUAAGGCCUUCUCAUUGAUACUGUGCCUCAUUUCCUUUUUGUUUUUUUUGUUUUUUUUCAUGGACACCAUGGUAUAAUAUUUGCACAUAUUUACAGUAGCUGUUAUUGAACAUUUUAGAUUUUGGAUUUCUAUUAAAACAUAUCUGUGGGCCUAAAAUUAUGGUUGUGAUUGGUAGAAUAUGGAAUAUCUCUAGUUUAACUUCUGUUUCAUGGAUCAACCUCAAUCUGUUGAAUAAAACAAUAACUGAUGUGG
Molecule: messenger RNA, 4420 nt
Organism: Osmerus eperlanus (European smelt)
Lineage: Eukaryota; Metazoa; Chordata; Actinopteri; Osmeriformes; Osmeridae
Product: receptor-interacting serine/threonine-protein kinase 2-like
Exons: 10
Coding region: 618-2261 (547 amino acids)
Biological process (GO): signal transduction; protein phosphorylation; regulation of apoptotic process
Cellular component (GO): cytoplasm
Molecular function (GO): protein kinase activity; ATP binding
Source: RefSeq, a predicted model, not a curated record